Messenger RNA from Oldenlandia corymbosa var. corymbosa, 930 nucleotides. The record is from the annotation of a GenBank genome assembly. NCBI's taxonomy places the organism in Eukaryota, Viridiplantae, Streptophyta, Magnoliopsida, Gentianales, Rubiaceae.
AUGAUUGAAUAUCCACAGUCUUCUGGAUUGCAGAAUAACUCAGGAAUGAGUCAAGGAAAUUACAGUCAGUCAUUCUCUGCUACUGGAAACACAGGAGGCAUGAGAGAGGUUGACACGAUCAACAAAGGUAAAAAUGUGAUCAAUUCAACAGGAGGACCAAUGGUGAAUAUUGCUCAUUUUCAUGAGUUUUCAGGUACUACUUUUGCUCUUGGUUCUUGGAUAACAGAAGAGAUUAGUACACGUACUAUUCCUGGUAUAGAUGAUUCUGUUUCUCAAUCUUUUCUUAUUAAUUCCUUCAAUGAGCAUUCUGAUUCUCAUGAUGAUCAUUCUGAUUCUUAUAAUGAUCAUUCUGUUGAACGAAAUUCACAGGAUACUUUUAUUCCAGCUUCUCCUCCUCCUUUAAGGAGAAGUGACAGGAUCAGAAAACCACCUGCUUCAUUAGAGGAUUUUUAUACCUUUCACUCGACAGGGGAUAAUGUUCUAAGGCUGGCAGUGAUUGAUACAAUGUUCAUUGAACAUUUAAUUCGUUUGCUACAACUUCCAGUGUCUGAUAUAACAGAAGAAGUUGUGACGGCUGUUUUAAAUGUCAUCUCUGGCGGAAUUGGCCACGGGAUUCCGGGUUUGGACGGCUUUGUAAAGCCAUUAUGUAAUCUUCUUGAGUGCAAUGAUCCUAGGAUCGUUAUCGUUUGUCUAGAGGCGCUUGUACGCAUUUGUGAGUCCAGUGAAGUGGAAAAGUGCUACAAUUCCUUUGCCAAAUUGGUUGAUGAUGCUGGAGGCUUGGAUAAAGUCAAGGCCAUGCAGUCACAUGAGAACCGUGAAAUCCGCGAGAGAGCGUUGAAAGUAUGGGAGCCGUUGUAUAGCGAGGCGCUAACUGUAUGGAAAUACUUUGAAAAGAUGGGCGGGACUUUUGUGUUUAAUGUGAAGCGCUAA